UCGCCAUUGAAAAUGACCAACACCCGUCCGGCGCGAAACAUUUCACGUGUCCGCUCCGCCGCCAUCACCAGCCAGCCAGGGACGAGCAUCCACCAGAAUCGCCGCGACCAAUCCGACCCCGCCAGCACCACCGGUCUUUGUUGAUUCGCCACCGCACCGCACCACCCCUGGUCCCGCGAUUCCCCAUUCCUCUCCCUCUCUGCUCCAACCCCCGCGAGCCACAUGGCUCCCGCCACGGCCGCCGCCGCCGCGCUCACUGGCCUCCUCCCAGCCGCAGCCUCGCGGCUCCCCUCGGCCGCCGCCUUCGUGCGGCUCCCGCAUCACUCGGCGGCCUGGGGGACGGUCUCCGUCGCCGCGCCGCGGGCGCCCGGCGUCGCCACCGCCACCGCCGCCACCGAGAAGAGCAUCUACGGCUUCACCGUCAAGGACAUUGAUGGAAAAGAUAGUCCUCUUAGCAAGUUCAAGGGAAAGGCCCUGCUGAUUGUUAAUGUUGCUUCUCAGUGUGGGCUGACAACAUCGAACUACACUGAACUAUCUCAUCUCUAUGAGAAGUACAAGACUCAAGGGUUUGAGAUUCUGGCAUUUCCAUGCAACCAAUUUGGUGCACAAGAACCUGGAUCAAAUCCACAGAUAAAGCAGUUUGCAUGUACAAGGUUUAAAGCUGAAUUCCCUAUUUUUGACAAGGUUGAUGUCAAUGGACCUAAUACAGCUCCUAUUUAUAAGUUUCUGAAGUCUAGUGCUGGAGGAUUUUUGGGUGAUUUAGUCAAGUGGAAUUUUGAGAAGUUCUUAGUGGACAAAAAUGGCAAAGUUGUGGAGAGAUAUCCGCCUACAACUUCACCAUUCCAGAUUGAGAAGGACAUCCAGAAACUCCUUGCGGCAUAAGUAUUUCCAAGUCUCUCUUGAGUAUGUGUAUAUAGGCCUCGUCUUAAAGCUAGAGUUUUACAUAAUUAUACUUUUUUCCUUAAUAUAAUUCUUUCUUAUUUUGUAUAAUAAUUCACUGAUUAUGUAUACAUGCAUAUAGAUGUAUCAUGAGACUAUAUUAGUCGUUAGACUGUCAAAUCUGGACUUUAUCUGCC
Messenger RNA from Phragmites australis (common reed), 1076 nucleotides. Its product is annotated as putative glutathione peroxidase 7, chloroplastic. The record is from RefSeq and is a predicted model, not a curated record. Gene Ontology annotation, molecular function: glutathione peroxidase activity. Gene Ontology annotation, biological process: response to oxidative stress. NCBI's taxonomy places the organism in Eukaryota, Viridiplantae, Streptophyta, Magnoliopsida, Poales, Poaceae. The transcript has 6 exons. The coding region runs from base 223 to 882 and encodes 219 amino acids.